Messenger RNA from Parnassius apollo (apollo), 624 nucleotides. Lineage: Eukaryota; Metazoa; Arthropoda; Insecta; Lepidoptera; Papilionidae. The record is from the annotation of a GenBank genome assembly.
AUGGAAGCAGAAGAAACAAUGCGUUGCAAUACAGAACCCCAGCUAUUUCCUGGAAACCGCUCACUUCCAGACCUGCCAUUAAUAACAUUACAAAAUAUUCCCUUGCAGACUGUAAUGGCACCGAUUGACGUCGUGCAGCCCAAUGUUGAGGAGGAGUUUGAGGUAUCAUGCUAUCUCAACAGCAUAGUGCGAAAAACAACAAAUAAUAUUGUUGAAGUUGCACAGGGAAUCAAAGCCGAAAAAUUUGCUUGGUUUAUUGGUGUGCUUGGUCUGUUUCCCUAUGGCAUUAAUGGUCUUCAGCAACCGCGACCAGUGACGAUUACACCGCUAGACUAUUUCCAAGUAAGAAUGUUAGGCGAUGAUAGACGAUUUCAGCGUAAUGAUUAUUUAUUCUACGCACUAUCGCUAUUCGAGUACUAUCGAGUUAAAAGUACUAUCUCGGCGUGUGGUAAUAAAAUACGGAAUCAAGAAGGAUAUAUUGAGGACGUUCAUCUGUAUAUCAAAAACCUCAAGGAAUACGAUGCUUACCGGAGAGCCGCCGCUUUGAAUGACCUCUUGGCUCAAACCAGGACGUUGGGACCACCAACGUACUUUCUAACAUUUAGUUCAAAUGAUCUAAAUUAG